Molecule: messenger RNA, 5414 nt
Organism: Cuculus canorus (common cuckoo)
Lineage: Eukaryota; Metazoa; Chordata; Aves; Cuculiformes; Cuculidae
Gene: EDIL3
Product: EGF like repeats and discoidin domains 3
Exons: 11
Coding region: 275-1702 (475 amino acids)
Molecular function (GO): calcium ion binding
Source: RefSeq, a predicted model, not a curated record
AGGAGGAGGAGGUGGCGGCGGGACGGAGGCGGCGGUUCGGGCCAUGCUGGCGGCGCGGCGGCACCUGGCGGGCGAGCAGAGCCGGCGGGCGACGGGGCAGCCUCCUCGCCGCUGCUAAGGAGCGGGGCUGUUGGCAGCCGGGGGGCCGCGUCCCUGCGCCGGGAGGGACCAUCGCAUCGCAUCGCAUCGCAUCGCCGGGCGGAGGCGCCGCCCGCUGCCUCCCUCCCUUCCCUUUCCUUUGGCAGAGGCGGCGCGGCCGCGGGAGGAGAGGACGAUGAGCCGCGCGGUGCUGGCCUGGCUGGUGCUCUGCGGGAGCCUUGCCCGAGGGGACGUGUGUGACUCCAAUCCAUGCAAAAAUGGUGGAAUCUGUCUGUCAGGACUGAAUGAUGACUUCUACUCUUGCGAAUGUCCUGAAGGCUUCACAGACCCCAAUUGCUCUAGUGUUGUGGAGGUUGCCUCAUUUGAAGAGGAACCAACUUCAGCAGGACCCUGCCUUCCUAAUCCAUGUCAUAAUGGUGGGAUAUGUGAAAUCAGUGAAGCAUACCGAGGUGACACAUUCGUAGGAUAUGUUUGCAAAUGUCCAGAGGGAUUUAACGGGAUUCACUGCCAGCACAAUGUAAAUGAAUGUGAAGCCGAACCCUGCAAGAACGGUGGAAUCUGUACAGAUCUUGUUGCCAACUAUUCCUGUGAAUGUCCAGGUGAAUUUAUGGGGAGGAACUGCCAACAGAGAUGCUCUGGCCCACUAGGGAUAGAAGGAGGAAUUGUGUCAAACCAACAAAUUACCGCAUCAUCCACUCAUCGAGCUCUUUUUGGACUCCAGAAAUGGUAUCCAUACUAUGCACGACUUAAUAAGAAGGGCCUUGUGAAUGCUUGGACUGCUGCAGAAAAUGACAGAUGGCCGUGGAUUCAGAUAAACUUGCAGAAGAAGAUGCGAGUAACUGGAGUUAUAACUCAAGGUGCCAAGAGGAUUGGAAGCCCAGAAUAUGUAAAAUCUUACAAAAUUGCGUAUAGUAAUGAUGGGAAGUCAUGGACAAUGUACAAAGUAAAAGGCACAACUGAAGAUAUGGUGUUUCGUGGAAACGUGGACAACAAUACUCCAUAUGCUAACUCUUUCACACCUCCGAUUAAGUCACAGUACCUACGGCUAUAUCCUCAGGUGUGCAGAAGACACUGCACAUUGAGAAUGGAACUUCUUGGCUGUGAACUCUCAGGUUGUUCUGAACCCCUGGGCAUGAAAUCAGGACAUAUACAGGACUACCAAAUUACUGCCUCCAGUGUUUUCCGUACACUCAACAUGGACAUGUUUGCCUGGGAGCCCAGGAAAGCCCGGUUGGACAAGCAAGGCAAAGUUAAUGCUUGGACCUCUGGCCACAAUGACCAAUCGCAGUGGUUGCAGAUUGAUCUGCUUGUCCCUACAAAAAUCACUGGCAUAAUUACCCAAGGAGCUAAAGAUUUUGGUCACGUCCAAUUUGUUGGGUCCUACAAGCUGGCUUACAGUAACGAUGGAGAGCACUGGAUCAUAUACCAAGACGAAAAACAAAAGAAGGAUAAGGUAUUCCAGGGAAAUUUUGACAAUGACACACACCGUAAGAACGUCAUUGACCCUCCAAUCUACGCCCGGCAUAUCCGCAUCCUCCCGUGGUCGUGGUAUGGCAGGAUUACCCUGCGGUCAGAGCUGCUGGGCUGCACAGCAGAGGAUUGAGGCAGAUCUCCAUUAAGCACCACAGCUCUCGGUGUAGCUACAAGUCCCUCCGUAGAAGAAACUGUGCAAAGCCUCUAGGAUGCUGAGUGGGUUUUUCAUUAAGUGCUCAUUUUAUGGUAGGCCGCUAACUGUCUUUCGCAGGGAGGUCUAAGCCUGCCCUUUAAAUGAUCCAAUCCAAUUUCGUCCUUGAAAUCUGUUAGUGUUGUCCUUUCUACUGUGGAAUUAUCCUUCUAUUUUUCCUUUGAGUUGUUCACACUAGUUGAAAUGUGUUAGGGAAAAACAGCAGCAUCCUUUUUACAAGGGAAGAGAAAGAGCAUGACAAAGCUCAUUUGCAGCUUUAGAAAUAUUAGGCUGACAAGUUCUCCAUAAAUCAUACUGUCAUCUUACUUGCAAAAAGUGAUACUGCAGCUUUUAGCAAUAAGUUUACUUGGGGAUGACUGCAUUAUAGUAAUUGUGCCUAUCAAACACUGUCAGUAUUUAUGACAUAUAUUUUGGAAGAUACUCUGUGGUACUGUAAAACAUAGUACCUGUGAUAUUAUAAGCUACCUUUCAUCACUUUCAUCUGAACAGUAGUGUCCAUGCACCUAAAGGGUUUUUGUAACUAACACCAUUUUCCUUCUCUAUUUUGCAUGCUGUAGACGUGACCUCCAUCUUUUCUGUUUAGUAUCACUGCUAAUGUUAUUUUCCUUGGAAGAGGUGACCUGUUUGCACAUGGAACAAAGUCUGCUCUCAGUAUAUUAUGAAGUUAAUGAAUUUGCCAAAGUUUAUUAAUUCUGCUUGAGAUGCGCUUUUUCAAGGAUGCUGAGGUGAGACACUAGGGUACUUGUGACAUCUCAAGUACCCACAAAGAUAAGCAACACAGCGCAUCAGAAAUCCUGAGCCUGUUUCUUGACUUGCCUAGGAGUGAGGAAACAACCCUAGGUGAAGAUGCCUGCCCAAUUACUUCUUUAAGAAAACUCCUUAAUUUCUGUGAGGAGGUAAAUACAGGGUGGAGAAAUUGGGUGCUCAAAGACACACUCCCUUACUGCCAGGAAACCCUUUUGGUAAGCUGUUCUUAUAGUGGUGGUCACAGCCUUCCUCCCAGACAUGAAUGCAAAAGAUGUCAUAGGCAUUCAUCAAAGCUGGACCCUUGGCAGCCUCCACUCUGAACUAUGUCUUUCCAGACAUAUGCCAGUGAGCCACAUAAUUUUUAUCAUUCCUCAUUUACAGAAAUGCCUCAUGCACACUACACUAUGUUGCUUUAAAAUCCUAAUAUCCAGUAAGGACCCCAAUUUAACAAGUAGAUUAUAGGAGGAAAAGUGGAGUAGUAGUCGAACAUUCCUCCUGUGUCUUAAUUUUCCCUGAUUACAGGAAAAUUAGUCCCGUAGUAGUACACUUCAGGUUUCCUUGGAAUAAAGUGCUCUGUGGCUAUGUUACAGUAGCACCUAAGUCUGAAAAAAUCCUGGGACAAGGAGCUAGGGAAUGUUUUAUCUGUUAUCUGAAGUCACAGCAUUUGGGAUUAUUGCCACCUUUUUAAUUGCAUAACAUGCUGAUGUGGAGAGAGAAAGAGAGAGAUACAGCUGCAUGUUUUAGAAAAUGUCACUGAACUUACUUUUUGUCACUGUUACAUUUUCACCAAAACACUGUAGAAUGAACCUGGGGCACUGCUUCCCAGGCAAACACCUAGUCGGCCCACAGUCUGCAAAGGGCAGAGUUUAUUUUGGAAACAAUAUGGUUUGGAUUUCAAAACCACAUUUAAUUACACAUUCUCCACCACAGACAAAAAAUAUUAUCCAUUGAACUGUGAAAGACUCUAGAAUAGCAGCCAGGAAUUUUACAUAUAAGAAUUGGGGAUAUAUUGGUGGCGGUUUUCUGAUAGUGUCACUUAAACUGUCACAUUUUAAGAAACAGAAUACCCUGCCUCUAUAAAAUGACUUAAUCCUUAAACUGUAUUUAUACAAGUAUUUAUUUUAUAAGGCUUAGUCAUUUAAAGACUUCAAAAGAAGAGACUUGUAAAGGUAAAAGUAUGUGCAAGAAAUGUUGAGGUCCUGUGCAACACUGCUAAGUUUGUUCUUUAUUUUUUACUUUGUGCUGCAUAACAAAAGCCACUAGACUGUUACUGUCUUGUCUGUAACUGUGUUAACAGCAUUCCUUAAUGAUGUAUAUAUGGAGUGGUCUUCAAGCAUAGUGAGUGGUUUUAAAGAGAAAGUCAAUCACAAUGGUACAUGUAAAGAGCAAAACAAAACUGAGUAAUGGAGGACAAGCGUAGUCCUGAAUUACCUGCUGACUACAUUUUGCACUUUAGGUUCUAUCAGGAAAAAAAAAAAAAAAAAAAAAGGAGUAAUAUUUAUAUCUUCAGGUCACACACAAUAUUUAAAGGGGACCAAACCCAUUUGCCUGUUGUGGGAGAGCAACUGACUUGGAAUUUAAUUAACGAUACGAAGACUAGCAUGUAGUUAUUUCACUAGUUGACUGUACCCCAGAAAUGGAAGGCCAUUUCAGAGAACUCGAGUCUAUAGUUUACCACUUUGUUUUAAUGUUCUUUUGAAAUAUUUGUUGUGUUCUUAAGUAUUUUUUUCAUGCUAUUAAUCUUCUCCAGUUUCAGGUUUGGUUUUAAGUUAAUGUUUCUUGGUUUGGUAAUUUAAUUGUUAUUCACCUGCAUAUAAAAAUAGUACUGUCAUGAUAGUUCACAUUAUUUUUAUUUUGUAUUAAUUUAGAAUUGAGUAUUUUCAUCCUUAUGUACUGUGUCAGCUUUCAUCUGUCAGCAGUCUUGACAACCUGCAAAGAGAGCUCCAUACAUUGUGAUAACACUGUAAUGAUUCAUAGAAGAAUCAUAUAUGUGAUGUCCGUACAAUUUCAAAGAACAUACUGGGGCUUUUCUAAUGAUAUUAAUCCUUAUCUACCAAGAAGCUUUCUUUAAAUGGCAUUGUGCAGCCAUAGUAGCAAAUUCUGCCCCUGGUGUUACUGUGUAAGUAUAAAAUAACUCUUGAUUUCCUUGGAAUGCUUCAUACUUAACAAAACAGAUGAAAAUGGUCUAGAAUUAAACUAUUUACUUUUAUUUUGUUUUCUUGUCUUGGUGAACAACAUUGACAUAAGGGUCAAACUAUAAAUUAACAUUACUAUACACUCCCAGUGAAAGCAACUGGCACCCCAAAACGAGAAAUCAGUGCAGGACAGGAUAUGUCCUAGGAGGAGAUUGAUAAGGACUCUGAAAUCAUCCUUGACUUCUGUGUUAAUUGUAACAAUGACAUUGAACAGGACUGAAAAUGUUCUCCUAAUUAAAUUUUACCCUGAACCAGUUAAGUAUUUGUAGGCAAACUUCACCUUUCUGUAGCUCUGUAAUAUGCUAACAUUUAUAGCCUAGGAAAAAAAAACACUGGCAGAAGGCUGUGUUUUGUCUGUGUUCUGUUAAGGGCUUAUCACAACUGGCUCUGGGUUUCAGGUUGACUUUCUCUUUUGGAAUUGCUGCAUACAAAUCAAUGUCAGUUUUGAAGACUAAGGAUACUAAAUAAGUGUAUCUUUGCUAUACAACAAAUAUGAACUAUAAUAUUCAGUGCUGGCUUCUGAUGUGUCAGUAAGUACAGAAGUUAUCUCAAACACAAUGACCUUUGCAACCUUUCAAGCUGUGUAAUAUUCAAAUGGUUUUGUAUAUACUUAAAUCAUGUAGAACUAUGUAAAACCAGUAUGACCUUGUCUAGUCUUCAAACUUAACAAUAAAACUUUUGAAAAAUUA